GCUGCGGGAGGGCGCGAGCAGCAGCGCGCAGCAGAACACGGCGCAGCAUGACUGCCAUCGCGGUGCAGGCCCAGAGGCUGCUGGCCCAGAGGCGGCCCCAGCGGCCCUUCUUGGAAUCCUUCAUCCGGGUCCUCAUCAUUGUGUGCGCCGCCCUGGCCCUGGUCCUCUCCUCCGUCUCCAUCUGCGAUGGUCAUUGGCUGCUGGCUGAGGGCCACCUCUUUGGGCUCUGGCACUUCUGCACUUCCUCCAACCAGACGGGGCCACGCUGCCUCAGAGACCUGAGCCAGGCCCACGUGCCCGGGCUGGCCGUGGGCAUGGUCCUGGCCCGCAGCGUGGGCGCCCUGGCUGUGGUGGCCGCCAUUCUGGGCCUGGAGCUCCUCAUGGUGUCCCAGGUGUGUGAGGACCUCCGCUCACGACGCAAGUGGGCUGUGGGCUGUGUCCUCCUCCUCAUCUCUUUCAUCCUUGCCUCCGGGGGGCUCCUGAGCUUCGUGAUUCUCCUCUGGAACCACGUCACGCUCACUGGCUUCACCCUGAUGUUCUGGUGCGAGUUCACGGCCUCCUUCCUCUUCUUUCUGAAUGCCAUCAGCGGCCUUCACAUCAACAGCAUCACCCACCCCUGGAGCCAACCAAGGAAGUUUUAGGCCUCCCUCCUAAAUCCGAGGACAUCAGGCUUUACAAGAAAGUGUGGUCAAGAAGGGACUUUUCCGACAUGUGACCUCUGAUGGGGGUAGGGGUGGGACAGUGACCUUGAGACUGCCACUUCUUGGUCCAUGACCUUUGGGUGGUUGGCCAGAACCAGCCCAGUGGCCUCUGCAGCGGGCCUGCGGGGCCGGAGGCCGGGAGUGUGCCUCAGUGCCACCAGCUGUACGGCCUUAGCCAAGUUAUUAUGAUGUGGAGUUUAGAAGCAACAUGUUUUAAAACUCUUUUCUUGAAUCUUUCUUCCCAGGAUGGGAAUAGACUUGGAAGCAGCUUGGGUAACUGGUGCCUGGGCUGGCCGCAGAGCUAAGUGCAGUUCACGCUUGUUUUAUUGACUAUAUGCCAGGAUGGGGCUGUGGGGUCCCUGGGGUCUCCUGGGGUUGCCCUGAGCCGAUCAUCCUUCCAGCUAAGCAUAUCCACUUCAGUGCCUAGGACUGUCUUCCACCAGCCCGAAGGGCCUAUGUGCACAUUUCCCUGCCGUAGCUUUGGUCAUGCUAUUGAGGAUUCCCUCCAUUUCUUGCACAUCAUGGGUUUUUAAACCAUCUGACUUGAUUUGAGUCCUGCCUUUUGGGGGGUCCCAUAAUCCUUGAAUAACUUCAGCUUCCAGCAGCCGCCUUGUCGGCCGUCUGUGGGAAUCCUGCCUUACGUCUUGGAGCCAGCUCCCCAGGAUGGCCCACAGCCCUCCCUGAGGUGAGCGUGUAUGUGUGUCCGUCUUUGCUAAGGGUCAGACGGCCUCAAGGUACCAUUGUUUGCUCCUAGAGCACAUUUUCAAAGAGCACAUAUCUGGACCUGCUGGACUCCGGGGGGUAAAGGGGACUUGCUUGGACUUGUAAUGAUUAACAGCCGCCCCGGGGAUGAGUGCAGGUGAGGGGAACCAUGAACCAGUGGAGACUUCCAUGCUUGCUGCCCAAUCUGCAUUUUUAUGUAGCCAGUCGCCCCCUUCCCAAUUUCUCUUCUGCCCAGUAGCUGGGGUUUGCCCUGAGCCGUUUCCCACAGUAGCCCCUU
Hyaena hyaena (striped hyena) is the source of this 1701-nucleotide messenger RNA. RefSeq names its product transmembrane protein 37 (gene TMEM37). The record is from RefSeq and is a predicted model, not a curated record. NCBI's taxonomy places the organism in Eukaryota, Metazoa, Chordata, Mammalia, Carnivora, Hyaenidae. Bases 48 to 641 code for a protein of 197 amino acids. Gene Ontology annotation, molecular function: calcium channel activity; voltage-gated monoatomic ion channel activity. The transcript is spliced from 2 exons. Gene Ontology annotation, cellular component: membrane.